GAAAACGGCGCACACUGUCGCAAGGUGUCACUUGUGUCGGGUAAAUUUCUUAUUCGUCGCCUCCAUCGUGUUGAAUUUGCAAGGAAAGGUCUGCUAGCGAUCUCGGUUUGACACUCGCUACCGGUCCAACAUACAUGGUCCGAGCGUGUCACGAAACAGGAGGGAUUCUGGUGUUCAAAGUGCACACCAUUUUAUGAUAGUCAAUGUAUCUGACUUCAAGGAUAGUCUGAUCCAAAUCGACUAAUAACAGUGCCAUUCACGUUGUGGAUGGGUGUGCGAUAGCAAACUAACGUUACUGUAUAACUCCAAAAGAGGGACAGAGCCUCAUCUAUGAAGAUGGACAUUGCAGACGAAGGGGAUAUAUGUCGCGUGUGUCGUUCAGAGGGGACCCCAGACAAACCGUUGUACCACCCCUGUGUCUGCACUGGCAGCAUCAAGUUCAUCCACCAGGAAUGUUUGGUCCAGUGGCUGAAGCACAGCAGGAAGGAGUACUGUGAAUUAUGCAAGCACAGAUUUGCUUUCACACCAAUCUACUCCCCAGACAUGCCCCCCCGGCUGCCCAUCCAGGAUAUCUGUGCUGGCCUGCUGACCAGUGUGGGCACAGCCAUACGAUACUGGUUUCACUACACACUGGUGGCCUUCGCAUGGCUGGGGGUGGUCCCCCUCACUGCAUGUCGAAUCUACAAGUGUCUGUUUACCGGCUCUGUGACCUCGCUCCUGACGCUGCCUUUGGACAUGCUCUCCACAGAUAACCUGCUGGCAGACUGUCUGCAGGGCUGUUUCGUGGUGACGUGUACACUGUGUGCGUUCAUCAGUCUGGUGUGGCUCAGGGAGCAGAUAGUCCAUGGAGGUCCCCCCCUGUGGCUGGAGCACCACCAGCAGCCCCAGCCCAAUGCAGCCGGACAACAGCCCAACGAGGUAACACACACACACACGUUCAUCACACACACACAUACACACAUUUACAGCCCCUCCAUCCACAUUGCUCCCCUGCAGGCUGCCGGUCAAGGAGCAGCUGAUGAACCCCCUGCCCCUGCCAACCCCCCAGCUCACGAGGCAGAGGCAGAGCCCCCGGACGGCCCCCCAGAACAGGGGGAGGAGCCAGAACUAGACAACGAGGAAGAGGAGGGGGCGGCUGCCGACGAUGUGGAUGCCAACAACGGGGCUCAGGAUGAUAUGAACUGGAAUGCUCUAGAAUGGGACAGAGCAGCAGAGGAGCUCACGUGGGAGAGGAUGCUUGGACUCGAUGGCUCCUUGGUUUUCUUAGAGCAUGUGUUCUGGGUUGUGUCUCUGAACACUCUCUUCAUCCUGGUCUUCGCGUUCUGUCCAUACCACAUUGGCCACUUCUCUGUCAUGGGCCUUGGCUUUGAGGAAUAUGUCCAAGCCUCCCAAUUCGAGGGCCUGAUCACAACCAUCGUAGGGUACAUCCUGCUGGCCAUGACGCUCAUCCUCUGUCACGGGUUCGCUGCUCUGGUCAGGUUCCAGCGGUCCCGCCGUCUACUAGGGGUCUGCUACAUCGUUGUCAAGGUCUCACUGCUUGUUGUCGUGGAGAUAGGAGUUUUCCCCCUCAUCUGUGGCUGGUGGCUCGACAUCUGCUCUUUAGAGAUGUUUGAUGCGUCUCUGAAGGACAGAGAGCUGAGUUUUAAGUCUGCUCCAGGCACCACCAUGUUCCUGCACUGGCUGGUGGGAAUGGUCUAUGUCUUCUAUUUCGCAUCCUUCAUCCUCCUACUGAGAGAGGUGCUGAGGCCUGGGGUCCUGUGGUUUCUGAGAAACCUGAACGAUCCAGACUUCAACCCAGUCCAGGAGAUGAUCCACCUACCUAUCUACAGACACCUCCGCAGGUUCAUCCUGUCUGUGGUGGUGUUUGGCUCUAUUGUUCUCCUGAUGUUGUGGCUGCCCAUCAGGAUGAUCAAGCUCCUCCUCCCUGCCUUCCUGCCCUACAACGUCAUGCUUUACAGUGAUGCUCCAGUCAGUGAGUUGUCUCUGGAGCUGUUGCUACUGCAGGUGGUUCUGCCAGCUCUCCUGGAACAAGGUCACACACGCCAGUGGCUCAAAGGUCUGGUCAGGGCCUGGACCGUCAGCGCUGGAUACCUAUUAGACCUCCACUCUUACCUGCUCGGAGAACAGGAAGACAAUGAUGCUAACCAGCCUGUCAACAACAACCCUGCUCCCGGUCACCAUAACAACAACAACGCUAACCCCGCCCCUGCUGUGGGGGAGGGGCUUCAUGCAGCCCAUCAGGCCAUACUACAGCAGGGAGGACCUAUAGGUUUCCAACCCUACCACCGGCCCCUACGCUUCCCUUUCAGGAUCGUCUUGCUGAUAGGGUUCAUGUGUAUCACCCUGCUGGUUUCCAGUCUGGUGUGUCUGACGUUACCAGUGUUUGCGGGCCGUUGGCUGAUGUCAUUCUGGACAGGCAGCUCGAAGAUCCAUGAGCUGUAUACAGCAGCGUGUGGUCUGUACGUGUGCUGGCUGUCCAUCCGCGGUGCCAGCGUGCUGUUGGCCUGGAUGCCCCAGGGACGCACCAUCAUCAUGGUCAAAGUCCAGGAGUGGAGCCUCAUGAUUCUGAAGACCCUGGUAGUAGCGUUGCUGGUGGCUGGUGUUAUCCCUCUACUGCUGGGCCUGCUGUUUGAACUGGUCAUCGUUGCUCCCCUACGCGUUCCUCUGGACCAGACGCCUCUCUUCUACCCCUGGCAGGACUGGGCUCUGGGGGUGCUCCAUGCCAAAAUCAUCGCUGCCAUCACCCUCAUGGGUCCACAGUGGUGGCUGAAGACUGUCAUAGAGCAGGUGUACGCUAACGGCAUCAGGAACAUCGACCUCCAUUUCAUCAUCUGUAAGCUGGCUGCCCCUGUCAUCUCGGUGCUGCUGCUGUCCCUGUGUGUCCCCUACGCCAUAGCAGCCGGGGUCGUACCUGCCGUAGGUCUGUCAGGUGUGUCAGGUGUGACUCCAGAGAUGCAGAUUCUGAUACAGAGGAGGAUCUACCCAUUCCUCCUGAUGGUGGUGUCCAUCAUCGGCAUCCUCUCCUUCCAGAUACGACAGUUCAAACGUCUUUACGAACACAUCAAGAACGACAAGUACCUGGUUGGCCAGCGGCUUGUCAACUACGAACGCAAGGCUAGGGGAGCCAGCUCUGUCCCGCCCCCUAACUCUACCCCAGAGUAGUCAAGUUUGCUUUUGGAAACCACCCAUCUCGUGUUCUCUCUCUCUCUCUCCCCCUCGCUCUCUCUCUCUCCCCCUCGCUCUCUCUCUCUCCCCCUCGCUCUCUCUCUCUCCCCCUCGCUCUCUCUCUCU
This is a messenger RNA of Salvelinus namaycush (lake trout), 3291 nucleotides long. Its product is annotated as E3 ubiquitin-protein ligase MARCHF6-like. Gene Ontology annotation, cellular component: endoplasmic reticulum membrane. Gene Ontology annotation, molecular function: zinc ion binding. The record is from RefSeq and is a predicted model, not a curated record. NCBI's taxonomy places the organism in Eukaryota, Metazoa, Chordata, Actinopteri, Salmoniformes, Salmonidae. The transcript is spliced from 25 exons. Bases 331 to 3162 code for a protein of 943 amino acids.